CCUAGCACAAAAUACACAUGGGGUUGACGUCUCUGUCUCCGAUGCAUUUUUCUUUUUUCUUUUUUUUUAUCGAAAAAAAAAUAAAUUGUGUAGUGCAACCCCCAACCAAAGCACCAACCAACAUUGACGACACUAAAGUCAUUGUAAUGGCUGCCUUUGAAGAAAGAAGCUGGUGUGCGUUAAUGGUGAUAUUGAUGACAGUAGUUGCUGAGGCAGUGACAGGUUCAGCAUGCUACUCAUCCAUCUUCAGCUUCGGUGACUCCAUUACCGACACCGGCAACUUGUAUUUCAGUCAUCAAACUACCGACCAACACUGCUUCUUCCCUCCGUACGGCAAAACUCACUUCCGUCAUCCUUCCGGUCGCUGCUCCGAUGGGCGCCUCAUCAUUGAUUUUAUUGCUGAGUAUUUGGGGAUUCAGUCUGUGAAACCCUACAUUGGAAUGAAGAACGGUAAAUUGGAAGAUUGGAGUGUGGGUCAGGCUGUUAAUUUUGCUGUCAUUGGAGCCACUGCUUUGGACGCCACUUUCUUCCAGGAUAUAGGUGUUCAAACUGGUGCUACUAAUUAUACUCUCUCUGUUCAAUUCAACUGGUUCAACCAAUUCCUUUCUUAUCUCUGCACUUCUUCCACAAGCUGUGAACAAAUUCUUAGGGAUUCGCUAUUUGUUGUGGGUGAAAUUGGAGGCAAUGACUUCAAUUUCCCCUUCUUUGUAAAAAGGAGCAUAGCAGAGGUUAAGUCAUACGUUCCACAAAUAAUCCAUGCAAUAAGCUCACCUAUCACUGAGUUGAUUGGUCUAGGGGCUCGCACGGUGAUGGUUCCUGGGGUUUGGCCAAUAGGAUGCAGUGCAAUGUAUUUAACGCUAUAUGAAACCCAAGAUGAAAGCCAAUAUGACUCAACAGGAUGCUUGAAGUGGGUAAAUGACUUCACUCAAUAUUUCAACCAGAAGCUCCAAGAUGAAAUACAAAGGCUUCGUGGACUUUAUCCUCAUGUCAAUAUCUUCUAUGCUGAUUAUUACAAUGCUGCUUUGCCACUAUUUAGUGAUCCCACAAAAUUUGGUUUUAAAAAGACUCUGAAAGCCUGCUGUGGAAAUGGUGGUCCGUACAACUACAAUUCAUCAGCGACUUGUGGGGAGCCAGGGGUGCUUGCUUGUGAUGAUCCUUCUCAGUAUAUUGUGUGGGAUGGUAUUCAUUUGACCGAGGCCACACAUAAAUUGAUUGCCCAAGCUUUAGUCAAAGGACCAUACUCUGCCCUUAGUUCCUUGUGCUCCAUGAAUGCCAGCGUCGGAUAUCACGAUAAUCUUAGCAUCUCUUGAUGUCUUAUUAUGAAAGGGCAGUCUACUCUGUACGAAUGAGUGAAUCAUUUUAGUCAUUUAAUAAGAAUUGUUUGUGAAACAUUUCCCACUUAAGAUAAUACUUUUUUGUCGACA
Arachis ipaensis is the source of this 1424-nucleotide messenger RNA. RefSeq names its product GDSL esterase/lipase At1g28610. The record is from RefSeq and is a predicted model, not a curated record. Lineage: Eukaryota; Viridiplantae; Streptophyta; Magnoliopsida; Fabales; Fabaceae. Gene Ontology annotation, molecular function: hydrolase activity, acting on ester bonds.